AUGAAAGCAAACCUUGACCGCUCCUUCAAAAUGAAAUAUGAUUUUAAUUGCACCUCACUUCAUACUGGCUUCACACUGUCAAAAUCUACUGUGGAAAAAAGAAGCCUGGGAAACUCCUGCCCCUUGAGCUAUGAAGAGGGGUUUUGUAAAGACUGUGCCAAAGAGCAUCAAAAAGUUUCUGCUAGUGAAUCAUACCACACAGUCCCCAGAAAUUUAGAUCUUGAAGAUGAAGGAAAGCCUGUACAUAACAAGGAAAACAAACAAGUAACCCAGAGACUUGAUGAAGGUAUCUAUGAAAUGGAGGCACUGGAUAGUAGUAAGUUUAAUGAUGACAGUGGUUACUCCUCUAUGUUAAGCAACCAGUACAGCGAUCCAGCGGAACAUGAGGACAGCAUACCCUUGGCUGGCAAUCUCUGUGGCACACCAAAGCACUGUCUUAUGAAGAACCAAAGCCAAGUACCGUUCUCAAAGACUUUGUUGCCAGUAAUCCAUUAUGAAAAAAUGAUUUGCUCAACUUUGAAAAAAAAUGGUAAAAGAAAUCUCAGGUCUCGAACUGCAAUAGACAAGAUUGUUUUUAGGGGAAAGUUUGAACUUCAUAACCUAAUUGGAAAGAAAAUGGGGUUAGACAGAAUAGAUAUUCUUGCUGAACUCUUCCAAAAGAACCUGAAGCACGUUUUAGCAAGCAUCUUAAGGCAUCUUGAUGAAAUGGAUUUAAUAAAUGUUGCCAAAGUCAGCACAACGUGGAAGAAGAUUCUACAUGAUGACAAACGGGCUUUCCAAAAAUAUAAUGAAGCUGUGAGAAACAUUUCUGAUGGCAGCAAAACAUCAGAGCAUGCUGGAACAAGGGAAUAUGUUAUCUACCGAACAGCUUUAGCUACUGUUCAGAAAGCUACCCAACCAAACUUUGGUAAAAAAGGCAACAGAUCCAAAACAUCUAAGAAUCACAGCAGGCUUAUUGAGUUUUCUGAGACUGCCAAGACCUUGAAAAACUGCGAAAGCCUUAAAGCCUGCCAUCGCUGCGGCUCACCUGCAAAGUACGACUCCUAUCUACACAGAGCCACGUGCAGCCGUGCAAGCUGUGGCUUUGACUUUUGCACAAAGUGCAUGUGCAGCUACCACAGCUCCAGUGACUGUAUGAGUGGCAAACCAUUGAAACCAAGCUCUAAGCUCGGGCCACUUCCCGGGACUAGGAAAAGCAAACAGAACCUACGGCGAUUGUGAUCCAUCCUAAUACAGGUUGAUAGACAAGCCAUAAAUGUUCUUUCAGAUCUAGAAGAUACUCAAGA
Tinamus guttatus (white-throated tinamou) is the source of this 1286-nucleotide messenger RNA. The record is from RefSeq and is a predicted model, not a curated record. Lineage: Eukaryota; Metazoa; Chordata; Aves; Tinamiformes; Tinamidae.